AUGCUGAGCCCUGCUAUUGUCGCCCUUGCGAUUGCUACGGUUACUGUCCGCGCGGGCCCUGUGGACUCGCUCUAUCCCAAUAUCACUGAUCCCGAGUCGCUAAAGAACCCCUCGUACAAUGCGAUCCCCUCAGGUCACCUGUACGAGUCGCGUACCUCGGCGGGUGAUGGCUCGUACCUGUACUGCUCGAUGCCGCACCCUCAGACGAGUUACUACAAGGAGCCGAAGCCUGUGCAGAACGGCACCGUGAGCGCGAACCUCACCGGUCUCCUCUACGUCCAGCGUCACCAGAAGCGCACGGCCUACCACAUUUUCCCCAACGGCGAGGCGACCAAGUACAACUGCGACAAUGGAAAGCCGUACUUGUACUUUGCUCCGAACGGCGUGGAUGCCCCCGAGCCCGUUCCUGUCUAUGCACAGACCUACGCUGAUUCGCAGAACCCCUUGCUCCGCACCUUUACCAACUCCUCGUGCCAAUUUCCCCAGCUGACCAUUGGCGGCUACAAGGACGGCGUGCAGCACGGUGAGGAGCUUCGCAAGCUGUAUGGUGAUAAAUACCACGUUAUCCCGAAUGAACCGUCGAGUGACUCGGUCUACCUGCGCUCCUCGACUGCUGCUCUGACGCAGCAGUCGGCGAGUGGUGUUCUGCGUGGCCUGUGGCCCAAGCUGAACAAGCCCGUCGUGCUGGAACAGCAGUCGGACUCGGUCGACACACACGAGCCUUCGUGUGACCGCGUCGAUACGCUCAAGUCCGCUGCCCAGAAGGCCUCUCCUUGGAUCAAGCACAUGAACGCGACGCAGGAUCUGCGGAAGAAGCUCGAGUCGGUUCUUCUGACCAACACGAGCGAGUGGCGCUCGGACUGGGACCACUACAACGACAACUUCCAGGCGCGUCUUUGCAAUGGCUACGAUCUUCCCUGUGCUCUCGACAAUGACAAAAAUUGUGUGUCGCGUGAGGAGGCCAACAAGGUAUUUGCUGCUGGCGACUGGGAGUACAACUACUACUGGGUGGAACGCGAGAAUGUCACCGAGGCGAUCCAGUUGACGAGUGGUCUGUUCAUCAGCGACCUCAUUUCCAAGGUCAAGGACAUUGCCUCGGACAAUUCGGAGCUCAAGUACGCCCACUUUUUCAUGCACGACGGUGAUCUUGGCCCUCUGGCUGGUUCGCUUGGUAUCAAGACGCUACGCUGGCCGGGUAUGGCAUCCAACAUUGCUGUGGAGCUUUGGAAGACGUCCAAGGGUGAAGACUAUGUUCGCGUGCUUUACAGUGGCAGCACCAUCCGCUCGAAGCAUGCCGACAUGGAGUGGCUCCCUCUUCAGGACUUCCUCAGAAUCUGGGGCAAGUACGUUCCGAGCAACUUUGUGGAACAGUGUGCAGCCUAG
Malassezia japonica is the source of this 1383-nucleotide messenger RNA. RefSeq lists its product as uncharacterized. Gene Ontology annotation, biological process: dephosphorylation. Bases 1 to 1383 code for a protein of 460 amino acids. The record is from RefSeq and is a predicted model, not a curated record. The transcript has a single exon. Gene Ontology annotation, molecular function: phosphatase activity. Lineage: Eukaryota; Fungi; Basidiomycota; Malasseziomycetes; Malasseziales; Malasseziaceae.